Molecule: messenger RNA, 4599 nt
Organism: Limanda limanda (common dab)
Lineage: Eukaryota; Metazoa; Chordata; Actinopteri; Pleuronectiformes; Pleuronectidae
Product: transducin-like enhancer protein 1
Exons: 20
Coding region: 22-2361 (779 amino acids)
Biological process (GO): regulation of DNA-templated transcription; negative regulation of canonical Wnt signaling pathway
Cellular component (GO): transcription regulator complex; nucleus
Molecular function (GO): transcription corepressor activity; protein binding
Source: RefSeq, a predicted model, not a curated record
CGUAUCCUCCCGGAGAUAACCAUGUUUCCCCAGGGGCGGCACCCGACGCCCCACCAGGCUCCAGGCCAGCCCUUCAAGUUCACCAUCCCAGAGUCACUGGACCGCAUCAAGGAGGAGUUCCAGUUUCUUCAGGCCCAGUACCACAGUCUCAAGCUGGAGUGUGAGAAGCUGGCCAGUGAGAAGACGGAGAUGCAGAGACAUUAUGUCAUGUACUAUGAGAUGUCCUAUGGCCUCAACAUCGAAAUGCACAAACAGACUGAGAUUGCCAAGAGACUAAACACCAUCUGUGCACAAGUCAUUCCCUUCCUCUCACAGGAGCAUCAGCAGCAGGUCGUCCAGGCUGUAGAGCGAGCAAAACAGGUGACUAUGGCAGAGCUCAAUGCUGUCAUCGGGGUACGUGGACUGCCAGGUCUUCCACCUACACAGCAUCUAUCUCAUAACCACGGUGGCGCCCCUGUGCCCAUGGCCCCUCACCCGGCCGGCCUCCACCCCUCUCAGCUGGGGGGCUCGGCUGGCCUCCUGGCUCUGUCAGGAGCACUUGGGGGUCUGCCUCCACAUCUGGCUGGAAAAGACAGUGAUAAAAAGCCUCACCUGGCUGGACCAGAUUCACACCCCGGAGGACCCGAGCACCUGAGAGAGAGAGAGCCUGGAACUAGUAACUCACUGCUGCCAGAAAGUCUCCGGAACUCAGAUAAGCGACGCAACGGACCCGAUUUUUCAAACGACACCAAGAAACGCAAGGUGGAAGACAAGGACUCCAGCCACUACGAUAGCGAUGGUGAUAAAAGUGAUGAUAACUUAGUGGUGGAUGUUUCAAAUGAGGAUCCAGCCUCCCCCCGGGGCACUCCUCUCCCCUCGCCCAGAGAGAACGGCGUGGAUAAAGCACGUCUUCUCAAGAAGGACCCCUGUAGUCCGGCCUCUAGUGCUUCAUCAGCAAGCUCCUCCUCCCUCAAGUCCAAAGAGAUGGCAAUGCGAGAUAAAGCAGGCACACCUGGGCUAAAGUCGAGCACACCCACGCCCAGAGGUGACUCCACCCCUGGUCCGAGCACCACACCCGGAAUCAGGCCCAGUCUGUCCAAACCCCCCUCCAUGGAGAUGCCACAUCCACCUCCUGCAGGUUUGCGGACGCCCCUCGCUGUACCAGGCCCAUACCCGGGUGCGUUCGGUAUGUUGCCCCAUGCAGCAGGGAUGAAUGGGGAGCUGGCCGGGGCUGCGGCCUAUGCUGCCGGCCUGCACAACAUGUCACCUCAGAUGAGCGCUGCCGCCGCGGCCGCUGUGGCUGCGUAUGGCCGUUCACCCAUGGUUGGGUUUGAUCCUCAUUCACACAUGAGAGUUACCGGAAUCCCUCCCAGUCUGACCGGAAUCCCUGGCGGCAAACCUGCCUAUUCUUUUCACGUGGCCGCUGAUGGACAGAUGCAGCCAGUGCCGUUCCCCCCGGAUGCUUUGGUGGGCCCGGGCAUCCCACGCCACGCCCGUCAAAUCAACACACUGAACCACGGAGAGGUGGUGUGCGCUGUCACCAUCAGUAAUCCCACGAGACACGUUUACACAGGAGGGAAGGGUUGUGUCAAGGUCUGGGACAUUAGUCACCCGGGGAACAAGAGCCCUGUGUCCCAGCUCGACUGUCUGAACCGAGACAACUACAUCCGCUCCUGUCGCCUGCUCCCCGAUGGGCGAACGCUGAUAGUGGGCGGUGAGGCGAGCACUUUGUCAAUCUGGGAUCUGGCCACACCCACUCCCAGGAUCAAGGCAGAGUUAACGUCAUCAGCACCGGCGUGCUACGCUCUGGCCAUCAGCCCGGACUCCAAAGUCUGCUUCUCCUGCUGCAGUGAUGGCAACAUCGCAGUCUGGGAUUUACACAAUCAGACACUUGUUAGGCAGUUCCAGGGCCACACAGAUGGAGCCAGCUGUAUUGACAUCUCCAAUGAUGGCACCAAGCUGUGGACCGGAGGCCUCGAUAACACAGUUCGCUCCUGGGAUCUGAGAGAGGGGCGGCAGCUGCAGCAGCACGACUUCACAUCACAGAUCUUCUCUCUCGGCUACUGUCCGACGGGAGAGUGGCUCGCUGUGGGAAUGGAGAGCAGCAACGUCGAGGUCCUUCAUGUCACCAAACCUGACAAAUACCAGCUUCAUCUACACGAGAGCUGUGUGCUGUCUCUGCAGUUUGCCUACUGUGGUAAAUGGUUUGUGAGCACAGGGAAGGAUAACUUACUGAAUGCAUGGAGAACCCCCUAUGGAGCCAGCAUAUUCCAGUCUAAAGAAUCCUCCUCGGUGCUGAGCUGUGACAUAUCUGUGGACGACAAGUACAUUGUCACCGGUUCAGGGGACAAGAAGGCCACUGUUUACGAGGUCAUCUACUAAAAAUGUGAAAGGAAAUCGAGGACAUCUGCUCUUUUCCCACACACACUGAUUUGUUUCUAGAAAUGUUCACAUGGAGCCAGAAAUCGAAGACAACGGUGAAGAUCACGUUUCCGUUUUUUUCUGUUACAUCUGCUGAAGACACAUGGAAAGGAGAGAACACGCACACGUGUGUGUGCCAGUAAACAUGACUCCAAAUCAGCUGGGAGCUUUACACUGGAGAAGCUGGAUGUUAAUGGACAGAGAGGAACUGUUUGGAUGUUCUUGCCUCUGCUGCUUUUUGCUGUGGACUGCGCUGGGAUCAGAUACAGGGACCAAGAGAUGAGUGGACUGAAGUGCAUCGGUUGGACUGGGACCAGCUCUUCUGGAAAAUACUGUACUGAACAUCAGAUACUAAGACACUUGAUUCAGUGUGACGACCAGGGGCGGAGACCCCGGAAGAAAAACUCUAGCGGGUUGAAUAUGUGAACAAACGGCAGAAAGACGGAGCAGGAUGUGGACAUAACUCUUGAGAGACAAGAGAGGAGAAGCAACAGCAGAAUAACAUUUUAUAGACGGAGAAUGAAGAACAUGUUUUUGUCUGCUCUUGACAGAUAUCACUCAGAACCUGUUUGUCUCUCAGCUUUGACUCUUUGCCCUUAAAAACGUCAGCUCGCUGUUCUGAAACGCCUACACUGUCUGGAGAGUACUUUUUUUUUUUUUUCAGUCUUAACACUAUGUCCAAACCUCACUAACUGCACUGUAGCUGUAACUGUCCACCCACACACUCGGUACACGCUGUACUUAGGAAAUACCCCGACAGAACCUAAACAUACGGAAGGCCUUGUUGUCUUGUCCAUCAUCAUCAUGCUACUUCAUACAUCAGGGACUGCACAUCCUUCUAAUGCAAUCCAGGAGAAUUUAAGAUCCUUUUUAACACAGAAUAAAUAUUUACCAAACCAAAAAAAAGCUUCUAAAACAGGACAAAAUACUGUAAAUGUUGUUCUGAAAAAACUUGUUUUCCUCUUUAUUUUCUCGUCCUUUCUUUUAUGAUUCUAAUUAAAGAGCCACUUAGUGAAAAGUUUCAGAAAUUAGAUUUGUCCUCAAAAACUCAAUGUGUUCUGUUUCAACACAUGGUAAUAACUAUUCUCUACUUGUGUUUUCAUUCAUCCGAACGCAAAACCUGACACUGUGGUUUGGUGGUUAGCCUGUCGCCUCACAGCAAGAACGACCCAGGUUUAAUUCUCAGCUUGAGUUUAAAUAAAAGGAAACGGCAACAUGAGCCUUCAUAUGUUUUAAUGUCUGGGCCCCUCCUCCUUGUUGUUGAACAGCUCCUUCAUCAACUAAUCAAUCAAUAUUUCAGAGGCUCAGUAUGGAUUAUUGAUCGGCUGGAGAUUUUUUCAGAUUCACACAUUGAUUUCCUUUGUUGCAGAGUAAACACGCCCCUGCUGUUCAUUUUAGUGCAGUUUCAUUUGCCUCUGCUCUCUUUUACAAUAAGUUCACUGGUUGAGGUCAUGAUAAUUAGGAUGGUGAUCUCAAAUAGAAGAUUUCCCCACUAUAUUUAAGAUUUUAAAAAACAACCCUUUAGAAAAUGUCUUACUGUUGUAAAUUCACCCUGACCCUGCCUUUGUCACUCUAUGAAACACGUGAUGUCUUACUGUGUGGAAGGUUAAUCAUGCUUUGUGAACAGGGACCAACUCAAUGUGAUUUCAUCUCGUUUAGUGGAAAUCUUAUGUGAAGAAGUAAAAAAUCCUCUGGUAUACAUUCACUGAACAGUUGAUAUUUGGCCAAAUACUGUCACUUGUUUGAACGGAUUAUUGAAACUGGCUGAAUUGUAUUAAAGAGUAAAACCUGUUUUCUCUCUACAGAGAAGUUUGUGGGAUUUGCAAACAGGAUUAAAUACAUUUGUCAGGAUCAUUAAAUCGAGGAAGGUUGCACAGGAGCAGUUGUAUUUCAGCUUCAGGAAGAAACCGAUCUCAGCCAUUUUAAUCUCAUUAUUUCAUGAUUUUUUUUCUAUUUCUGUCUGUUGAAUGUUUGUAAAAAUGUAUAUAUGUUUUUUUUUCUUACAGGACAUGCUUUAGGAAUAACAAACUUUUUUUGUACAACUUUUACAUGGAGAAGAAACGUCUAAUCAGGAGAAAUACUAAAUGGUCUUAAUGCUAGCUAAUCUAUAAUGAUUGAAAUGUCUAGACAAUAAAUGUUUUUUUUGUAACUGGAGUGGUUUUCCUGGACUUUCUUGGUUGGAACAAGAACACAUUAGGA